Drosophila simulans is the source of this 1294-nucleotide messenger RNA. It is a transcript of the gene Gr47b, whose product is annotated as putative gustatory receptor 47b. The transcript is spliced from 3 exons. The coding region runs from base 13 to 1257 and encodes 414 amino acids. The record is from RefSeq and is a predicted model, not a curated record. NCBI's taxonomy places the organism in Eukaryota, Metazoa, Arthropoda, Insecta, Diptera, Drosophilidae.
AUUACUUGGGCAAUGCAGCGCGACGAUGGCUUUGUCUAUUGUUACGGAAACUUGUACAGCCUCCUGCUCUACUGGGGAUUGGUCACAAUCCGGGUGAGAAGUCCUGAUCGUGGAGGAGCGGUCUCAAACAGGUGGACUGUGUGCUACGCCCUGUUCGCGCGCUUCUUUAUGGUCAUCUGCUUUAUGGCUAGCGUGAUGACUAAGCUGAGGGAUCCCGAGAUGUCCGCUGCCAUGUUUGGACACCUCAGCCCGUUGGUCAAGGCGAUAUUCACCUGGGAGUGCCUCAGUUGCUCAAUCACCUACAUUGAGUACUGCCUUUCGCUGGACUCGCAGAGGAACAGACACUUGAAACUCCUGGCUAGGAUGCAAGAGUUCGAUCAGUCCGUUUUGGUGGUGUUCCCUCAUGUUCAGUGGAACUAUCGACGCGCUCGCUUGAAGUAUUGGUAUGGCACUCUGAUUGUCGGCUUUUGCUUUCUCUCCUUUUCCGUCUCACUGAUCUUCGAUACGACGCGUUGCACAUGCGGCAUACUGUCCACCAUGCUGAUGGCCUUCACCUACACCUUGCUGACCAGUUCCGUAGGAUUGCUGGGUUUCGUGCACAUAGCUAUCAUGGACUUUAUAAGGGUUCGUCUGCGUCUGGUGCAGCAGUUGCUUCAACAACUUUACCAAGCGGAUGACAGUUCAGAGGUGCACGAAAGGAUUGCUUAUCUUUUCGAAAUGUCCAAGCGCUGUUCGUUCCUCCUGGCGGAGUUAAAUGGAGUUUUUGGAUUCGCCGCAGCUGAUGGUAUCUUUUACGAUUUCACUAUCAUGACCUGCUUCGUGUACGUCAUCUGCCAAAAGCUGCUGGAGAGAGAGCCCUGGGAUCCCGAGUACGCCUUCAUGUUGCUGCACGUGGCCAUACACACCUACAAAGUGGUCAUCACUAGCACCUAUGGGUAUUUACUUCUGCGGGAGAAGCGCAACUGUAUGCAUUUGUUGAGCCAGUACUCCCGAUACUUCUCCGGACAGGAUGUGGCUCGCCGGCAAACGGAGGACUUUCAGCAUUGGCGCAUGCACAAUCGGCAGGCGGCAAUGGUGGGCAGCACAACUUUGCUCAGUGUUUCUACCAUCUACCUGGUGUACAACGGUAUGGCCAACUAUGUGAUUAUCCUGGUGCAGCUGCUAUUUCAGCAACAGCAAAUUAAGGAUCACCAGUUGACAUCGAGCAAAGAUGUGGACAUUGUGGGCCCAAUGGGACCCAUUACUCACUUGGAUUAAAAUAGUUGCAAUUGCUUUGAAAAAGAUUAGCUUAUCU